This is a messenger RNA of Neospora caninum, 9393 nucleotides long. RefSeq lists its product as hypothetical. NCBI's taxonomy places the organism in Eukaryota, Apicomplexa, Conoidasida, Eucoccidiorida, Sarcocystidae. The transcript has a single exon. Bases 1 to 9393 code for a protein of 3130 amino acids. The record is from RefSeq and is a predicted model, not a curated record.
AUGAUGCCAGGCACUCUGUCCGAAGUGCAAAACGUUUCGCGGUCUCUUUCUCCUUCGGGUCUCCAGUCUCCGGACGCUCUCCAGCUCUCGUCUCCAGCGCUUGCCCCCAUCUGCCGAGUGGCUAGCCAGAGCAGCCGCCUCGAGCUGUCCCGCGUCCGGGGCGAGGACCAGGAGGCAGAGAGCGCGGAGCGCUGCCUCAGGAACGCGGCCAAAGAGCGCGCGAGGCAAGCUAAGGGGCUGUGGAAGGCCAGCGGGGAGGGGCUGCGGCGGGCGAAGACGCCCGAGAAGCGCAGGACUACGCGCAGAGACAAUGACGACUCCGCGCGAGCAGAAACGGAGACUUGCCACACUCGAAGACACAGCACGCCUCUGAGAGGGACGCGACUCCUCACGAAACACCCAAACAACUGUCCAACGCAUCAUGCCGUAGAAACAGAAGACUCGAGGUUCGAAGCGGGAAGUGCCUCGCGACCGCCCCCGGCGAUGGAGAGCUCUAGACUUGAGUGCAGAGGCAGGAGGCGGGCGGCGGAUGGAGAGCACGCGCGAGGGGGAGAUUGCAGAACCUCGAGAGACGAGAAUGGAGACGCCAGCGCCUCUUUGGGUUCUCCAGCGAGGCACGUGGGAAGGGCGGGGGGAGACCGGCAGCCGUCCUCGCGUCGGGGUGCGAGACAAUCCGCAGAGGAAGAAGAAGCAGACCAAGACGGGCAAGAGCCAAACUGGUACCAGUGGAGAGACGAGGGCGAUUUUUUGGACGAGGCAGUCCCUUCUUCCUGGGAACGGGGCGACGGCGAACCUAAAGGCGAGGGAAGCGCCGGCAGCGCGCAGCAGGCACUGGUUCCUCUCGGGGUUUCAGCAGCUCGGCAAGGGCUACACCGGAGUCAGAGCCAGGCGUUUUGCAGGCCUGCAUCCCUGCGGAAGCCUCGCCUGUUGCUGCGCCACCCAUCGUUCCCCGAGAGCUCCGGGGCGCCUUCGCCCUUGUCCUUCGCUUCUCACGCGCUUUCCUCUGAAUUGUCUCGGUCCGCUCACUCCCCGGGGGAUGCCUCUGCCGCGCUUCCCCGAUGUUCCGCUGCGAACUCCUCCGCGUUUUUCUUCUCGUCCAGCCUCCGGCGGUCUUCGCGUUCGCGCGUUUGCGGCGACGAAAGCGAAGGAGCAGCCGCCGUCUCGUCGGGUGAGGGGGGUGAGGCGCGGAGAGGCGGAGAGCGGCGAGGAGACAGUCUCCUGAAAGCUCGGUCCCCCUCUUUCUUCAGAUAUUCGAAACGCCAGUCGCCAUCCUGGGACCGCUUCUGCGCCUUCUCGCCGACGGCGAUGGACGUCAGGCUGCUCUCGAGGGACGGGGAGGGAGAAGACCGUCAGACUGUGGAGGCCGGGAGACAGAGGUCGCCGGGGAACUUGACGCGUCUCAUGUCACCAUGGAGCCGUUCCUGGCGUCUGUCGGAGGCCGGGGAAGAUGUGAGUGGCGUCGAUCUCCAGGGGGCGAGGCCGGAAGACCCUUGCGAUCCCGGGAGGAAUGUGUCUCUUCCUUCUCUCCACUCGCGGCAGAGCUGGCGUCGCUUUCCGCCUCUCUCGCCAACCUCUCGUCUGCGCUCGACUUCUCCCUUCUCUUCUUCUCCUCUCGUCAAGGCUCGCGAGCUGUGGAGGCGCCUCAGCAGAGGCCGCUCCAGUCGCGAGGCCCUGGAGAAUUCAAAGUGCGGCGGGUCGGGCUCUGAGCCGCCCAGCCCCGCGUUCGACCGGACGCUGAGCUCUGGUGACCUGCCGCUCUUUCCGACGCAGAAGUCGGUCUCCGUCGUCUCGCCGUCCUUCUGGUCCUUCUCGUCUCCUGCCUCCGCGGACUCUCUCCAAAACUCCCUCGCCACCCUCUGCUCGUCUGUCGCCGAGGGCCGAGGCCCGAGAAACGCAUGCGCCCGGGGAGAGUCGAGUCCAGAGUCCCUUCUCUUCGCCUCGCUCUCGGCCGGGGCAGAGACAGACCUGGCGAACUCUGGAGACAAGACCUCGCUCAGCAGGAGCACUCUGGCCUACACGACGUGUGUGCAGUCUCUGGGAGAGGAGUCGGCCAGCGAGGCGAAAGAGGACGGCAAAGAAAACCGAGGGGGACGGGGCGCGAAACUCCGGCGGUCGCCAGAGGCCGAGAUGCGGCGCGGCGCGACUUCUCCCUCGUCGCUCUCCGUCCUCUCUCAGUCUCUUGUGUUCACAGAAAAGGCAGCAUUCCUGCGGAGACCCUCGGCGAAGGCAGGUGUCGCUUCGCCGUCGGCGUCUCCUCGCGGAAGCCGAUUCUACGAUGUUAGUCCUUCGCUUCUCCGCUCCCUUUCGCCGUCUCCCGUCUACCGCGGGCGGUCGGUGUCGUCGGGAUCUUUUGCUGAUCCCGCUUUUCUGCGAGAAAUAUCCGACCCGUCCUCCCCGCUCGGCGCCUCCGCGGAGUCUCGAAUCGCGAGUGUCUCUCGGAACGAUUUGUCUUGGUUCCUGGAGGCUGCCCAGACCCCGUCAGCCCAGCACGGUCUGUUGGAAGCUCUGCAAGAGGCGCGAGAGAAAGAGGGACAAGGAGACAAAGCCGCUCGUCUCGCGCGUCUGGAGACAGCUGUCCGGGCUGUCUGUUCGCUCCAGGGCGACGCGGAGGCCCUCCAGCUGCUGUCGAAGCACGCCUCCCGGUUUCUCGCCGAAGGUUCGCAGCACAAGCUUCCCGACGAGCAGCAGACGCAGGGGGGGACAUACACGAAGACAGAGACGCCUGAGGAGAAGGAUGCCGACAGGAGCUCGCCUCUGCAUCUCGUGGAUAUGGCGUCCUUGUUUUCGGCGGGGAAGGGCGACGCACGACCGGAAGAAGCCGACGAAGAGACAGACAGGGGCGGCCUGCCGGUUGCCCAUUCGUUCCGGCUCGCUCCCGGCUCGUUGCUGACUGUCCUCAGCGAAGAGCCGUCAAGGUGGCAGUCCGCCCCGGAGACAGUUCUUGCGCCUGCGGGUCUCCGGCAGCCAGCGGGCCGAGGAGUCGCCCACAUUGAGAGAGAGAGACGCACAGGACACAAAGCGGCGGCGCGAUGCGCGCCGAGGAGACUCCUGUCUCUUUUCCCGCUUCCUGACCUCUCGCCUUCGGCUUCGCGUCACGGCGAAGCGCAGGAUCCCGGGUUGUUUUCGUGUCCCGUUCUCCGUACCAGGACGUAUGCGUGCGGACUCGUGACUGACGCAGCGGCUGAGGGACCGCAGGGGGACAGCGCGCCCUUUGGUCCCCCUACACCUGGUCCGGGCGCCGAGGGGCUGCGCCGGGUCUCCGAGAAACGGUCGACGGAGCACCGUGGCGAGAAGAAACGCAACGCAGGAGACGGGGACGAUGGCAAGGGAGACCGGGGAGACAGGAGACAGGGUGCUGGCCCGCUCGAGGAUCGGUUGCCGACAGUCGCGACAGCAGCGGCGUGUCAUGGAAGGGGUGACAAGGAAGAGAAUGGAGACAAGAAAGGGGACAGCGGCGCAGAGAAUCAAGACAGCCUCACCGGUUUGGUGCUGUCCGCUGUCCAGCGCGCCAUGUCGAUGCAUCGGGACACUGGAGGAGAGAAAGGGGAAGGCGAGGCCAGUACGAAGCAAGGUGCGAAACAGAAUGUGCGACUUCAGCAUCUCCUUCUGCAGCUCGAGAACCUCUCGGAGACUCUCAAGACAGCCAUCCACGAACAGCAGGCGGAAGGCGUGAGCGAAACAGAGGAUAGCGACAAAGGGGCAAGCGCCACGAAGGAGGCACAGGAAAAACAGGCUGCCGGACCCGAUCCUGUCGCUGACGCGGGAACUCCGGAGAGAGCUUCGAGCCGCUGUCCUGAAUUGGAUUCCCCUGCGUCUCCCCCCUCGAGCACGGGAGCAGUCGGGGAGGCGGGGACGCCUGUUCAAGGGCCAGAAAACCACGAGAAAGACAAGCGUAGCAUCGCUCACGCUUCGUUCGCGUCGUCUCCUUCGGCUCCUCCAGAGCGCGUGGACUCUUCCUCUACGGAAGCUGAGCACUCGAGUCCACCAAAGCGUCUGGCCGAUGUCUCCGUUCAAACGGAUGACGCGCUCCACAGCCCUCUAUCUUCUUCACAGUCUCUCUCUUCUGAGGUCUCGAAAUGCGCAUCGCCUUCUACUGGUCCACGUCUGCCUUCAUCUUCCGUCCCUGGCGCCGCCGCGGCUUCCAAACCUUGUGGCAAAGGGAAGCCGUCGGGACCGCCUCCAGGCGCUUUGUCGGCCACUGCUGCGAGCGCCAAGGCCGCUCCAGAAGAAGCCGCCGGUCCGCCAGGGCAGGCGCCUUCCGCCCCGAAAAAAGGUCCAGGAAAACCUCCAGGCGCGCCUAAAGCCCCGACUGGGCAGGCUUCCUCGGCGGAUGUGGCUUCAAAAAAAGGAGGGCCUGGGCCCCCUCCUGGGGCUGGAAAAGGCCCUCCUGGGGGGAAAGGCCCUCCUGUGGGGAAAGGCCCUCCUGGGGGGAAGGGCCCGCCGCCUGGAAAAGGAGGAGGGCCGAAGGCGAAAGGCGUGGGAGGCCUCGCGGGACCAAGGUUUCUCAUUCCUGAGAAGCACGUGCCCAAACCUCCGCCUGGGUUCAAAGCCGCCACGAAGCUGCAGUGGACGCCGCUGCCUGAGGACAAGGUGUCGGGGACUGUUUUCGAAGGCCUUCUUGACCGCUAUUCCUUAGCCUCUCCGAGUGCGCAUGCGGAGUCGGAAGACGCUCGCUUGGCUUCUUCCGUGAGCGCUGCCGAGCGCGAAAGCGAAACCCGAGGCGCUGCUCCUCAGGAGUCGGCUGGGGACGAAAGGAACGGGAAACUGUCUCCUCCCUGCGAGGGCCAAGGGGCUUCAGAAGCUGCUUGCGGCCAGACCGCCGCGAGUGGUGCCGCCGAAAAACUCCACGAGGACAGCAAACGAAUCGCAAGCAGUGGCGCUCCGUCUUCGGCCUCUCCGUCCUUUGAGCGUUCUGCUGAAUCGAGUCUGAGAGGGAGCGAGAAGCGCGGAGGGAAAGAGGGAGAGAGCAAGGGCGAGAAUGGCGCGGUCGCCGCUGAUGCCGGAAGUGAAACUCCAUUCUCCUCUGCGCCUCUCAAGCAGCCCUUUCGCUAUCGCCUCGACUUCGUUCAGCUCUUUGAUCUCUUUUACCACGACGAGAAGGAGUUGUUGUUGAAGGCGAAGAAAAGUGUUGCAGCCAGCCCGGGAGAAAACGGAGGGCCUGCGAAGAAGAACUCCGGCGUUCUCGAUGCGAAAGCCAGUCAGAACGUGGAGAUCUGUCUGAAGAAGUACAAGUUGUCAACCGUGGACGACUUCAAAGCGCUCGCGGCGCAGAUCGACGACCCGACCACGCUGGCGAUUGACUCCAACUUGGCUGACAACAUUACUCAGUACUGGCCGGAGCCGAGCGCUGCAGAGGCACUGAAGGCGAAGACCCCGGAGGAGGUGCUGCACAUGCCUGCUGCCGAUCAGCUUUACUUCACCUUGAUCAAGCACGUGUCGCUGGGGAGCGAGAAGCUGAACUUUUUCCUGCAGCGGCGCGCCGUGGACGAGGAACUGGAGAGCAAGCGCGAGAAGCUGAACAAGUACUGCCAGGCGAUUUCCCACCUCGACAAUAUUCUCGACAGCGACGCCUUCAAGGGCAUCCUCGGUCUGGUCGUGCGCCUCGGCAACUGCGUCAACCGCGGAAGCAAAGAAGGCUUCGGCUUCAAACUAAAAGACUUUGUCGGCCAGCUGGCCUCGUGCACGAGCAAAGAUCGGUCGACGAAUCUCUUUCGAGUGCUGGUCCAGACGGUCCUGGAGCAGAACCCGGCGGCGUGCGAAGAGAUGCGCGUCCUCCAGGAGGUGGAUGCAGCCAAGGGAACGGACUUGAAAGAUCUUCUCCAGUUCGGGGACAUUGAGAAGAAGCUGAGUGCGUGGACGAAGCAGAUCGGCGACCGGCGCAGCGCCUUCGGCGGGGCCGCAGGGAAAAUGGAAAAGUGGAUCGAGAGUCGCGAGGCGCUCCUGGGCGAGCUGAAGAAGAAGGCGGAAGACGCCGAAGACCUCCAGUUGCGCCUUCGGGGCCUCAUGGGCCUCACAAAGGCGGACUGCGUUUGGCCGGAGCCUCUCCGGUGGUUCGGGCAGUUCUACUCGCACUUUGAAACGACCGCGAAGGAGUACCGCGGCGCGAAGGACCGGGAUCGCCAAAAGGCCGAGCGCGAGGCGAAGAAGAAGAAUGACGUUCUUCGGCGCGCGUCCACCAUCGCAGCCACAACCAUUUCUCCCACGCAGGACAAGCCUACGGUCUCCGUCCCUUUCCGGCCUUCCGUGCUGGACCCCGCGCUGGCCUCGCUGCCCAGUGGGACGCAGAGCCGCUUUCCUCCCCUCUCUCCGUCGGGCUCCGGCGGCGCGAGCGGCGGGAACUUUUUCAGCGGUGUGGGCGCGCCGUUCCAGUCUUCUUCGCUUCCUCUUCAGAGAUACAACACCUACGCCAACCACGGAAACUCCGGCAAAACCCAAGCCAGUUUCCACCCGCUGUCUCCGCUGUCUCCGGGUGCUGCGUCAAAGUCCGGCGCGAAGGGGCGCCGAGCCGGAGAGGCCGGGAAGCUCACGCGGGUGCUGGAGGGUUCGGCGGAGCGGUCGUCUGUCGCUGGCGACGACGCAGGGCCUGAGACGCCGGCAGCAGGCGAAAACGCUGCCGGAGAGGGGAAGGAAAACAAUGUUGGGUCUGACGCGCAGGCUGGCUCAGGAGUCGCGAAAACAGCAGGCGAAAACGCUGCCGGAGAGGGGAAGGAAAACAAUGUUGGGUCUGACGCGCAGGCUGGCUCAGGAGUCGCGAAAACAGCAGGCGAAAACGCUGCCGGAGAGGGGAAGGAAAACAAUGUUGGGUCUGACGCGCAGGCUGGCUCAGGAGUCGCGAAAACAGCAGGCGAAAACGCUGCCGGAGAGGGGAAGGAAAACAAUGUUGGGUCUGACGCGCAGGCUGGCUCAGGAGUCGCGAAAACAGCAGGCGAAAACGCUGCCGGAGAGGGGAAGGAAAACAAUGUUGGGUCUGACGCGCAGGCUGGCUCAGGAGUCGCGAAAACAGCAGGCGAAAACGCUGCCGGAGAGGGGAAGGAAAACAAUGUUGGGUCUGACGCGCAGGCUGGCUCAGGAGUCGCGAAAACAGCAGGCGAAAACGCUGCCGGAGAGGGGAAGGAAAACAAUGUUGGGUCUGACGCGCAGGCUGGCUCAGGAGUCGCGAAAACAGCAGGCGAAAACGCUGCCGGAGAGGGGAAGGAAAACAAUGUUGGGUCUGACGCGCAGGCUGGCUCAGGAGUCGCGAAAACAGCAGGCGAAAACGCUGCCGGAGAGGGGAAGGAAAACAAUGUUGGGUCUGACGCGCAGGCUGGCUCAGGAGUCGCGAAAACAGCAGGCGGAAACGCUGCGGGAGAGGGGAAGGAAAACAAUGUUGGGUCUGACGCGCAGGCUGGCUCAGGAGUCGCGAAAACAGCAGGCGAAAACGCUGCCGGAGAGGGGAAGGAAAACAAUGUUGGGUCUGACGCGCAGGCUGGCUCAGGAGUCGCGAAAACAGCAGGCGAAAACGCUGCCGGAGAGGGGGAAGCAGACGGCACAUCAGCGCGGAACUCGGGUCUGGAGACAGGCGAAGACCAGGCGGAAGACGGGCCCCUGGAGAGGACGGACGCGAGGCAGAGUGAAGAGACACGGACGCAGGAAGAACCUGAGGAGGACGCAGCGAAUUUGAUGGCCAGCGUCGAUGAGGAAGGGCGAGGCCUGGCACCCCGAAUCAUGGCGGCAUGGGCGCAAGCAAGAAGUCCGCAUCUGGGCAGAUACCAGGGUCGCAAGCGGGGCGGUCGCGGCUUGGUGAAUUUUCCUGCGUUUUUGCGAGACAAAACAAAGAAAACUGCGCGCGAAGGUGCACACUCAAGUCACUCGACUCCCUCGCCAUGUGAGGCCCGAGCCGCUGGUGCGGCUGCCGGAGGCACUCCGCUCCCGUCCUGUCCGGCAGCUCCGGCCGCAGGCACAGCGCCUCUCGCGUUUCACUCCGUGCUAGGCGUGUCCUCUCUACCUGCGCCUUCUGGGUGCUCUUCUCCGACCCAGUUCAUGUUUCCCUUCUCCAAAGUUCCUCGCCCGACUGCGCCUUCCGACAGGCGGGCCAGGUCUGUCCCGGGUGGCGAGUCUGCCGAGCCGAGAGAGCACACAAGCGAGGAUGUUGGCAAGACGCUCGAGUGUGCCAGUGCCGCUUCCCUGUUUGUGUCCGCGUCGCCGUCGCUGGGACCUGAGAAGAAAGGCCGAGACGAGAAGGCCGAGGUCGUCCAGAAAGGCCGCGGAGACAAGGCGACCGCGGCCGUGCCCCGAAGCAAAGCGGCGCUCCCCUCGUCUCCAGCUCCGGCGAACACUCCUAGGUGCCAAGGCCCGCGUCAUCCACUGCGCUCGGUUCGGGCGGCUGCUGGCGAGCCGUCCACGUCAGGCCCAGUCCCGUUUUCUCCGGAACUGGAUAAAGAAUGGGUGCGGUGUGGCGGCGGCUACUGUCGCCAGAGCGACUCGUCGCUCGGCGCAGGAGCAGCUUCGAGCGCGGCGCGGGGACAGCAUCGCGAAGUCGGCCGAGGUCCCGCGGCGUCGUCUCACAGCUCGUCGGCGCUCGUGUUCGGUGCUGGAGGUUCCAGGGCGUCUUUAGGUCGGCAAGCGCCAGCUGGAGCGGACGAGGCACACAGGCCAGAGGCGCUUCCAGACUCGGCCAAGCUCGCCCGCCGGCGCAGCCAUGGCGCAGAGGAGACGGAGACAGGAAAGGCAGUGCUUGGAAAGGUUUCCAAGAUGAGUGGAAAAGGAUUCUCUGCAGGAAAUUUUCAGUCCGCCGUAGAUCACCAGGCGUCCCGUCCGCUGAGAGAACCGGUGACGGUCUCCGAGCGAGACUUCUCAGAGGCAGGGCACCAGCGGGAGAGCAACAAGGCGUCGGGGGAGGCUGAGCUAGAGGGUAUGGCGAAAGAAGCGGGGGCGGUUGACCAAGCGCGAAAGCGGAUGGAGGCAACAAGAGACGGAGAGACAGGCUCGUCUGCGUUGGAGAGGAAAGAGUGUCAUACGAGUCGCUUCUGUGACGGCGGCCGCGGUGGUGCCGAAGGUCCAGGGAAGGACUUUGAGAGAUCCGCGGCUGGGGACAGCGUUCGUAAGGUCCGAACGCGCGUCACCGGUGGCCGGGAAGGAAGCAUUGAGCGUCAAGCUACAAAUCCCUAUAUAGCGGCGAACGUGCCUCGGCAUCCGCGGCGGUGCGAUCCAGGUGGGCGCGGGACGCUGGUGCGCAACGUUCUAGUCGACUUUCCGAGUUCCGGCAGUGGCAUCAGUUCCCAGUCCGCGAACGGGUCCGGUCACUGUGAGUCAGAACCCUCUGACGCUGGAGAGGUCGCGGGACGAGCCAGAAGUGGAUGCGAACCGAGAGUCGCCGCCGUCCGUGAAAAUUUGGGAGAUCCCGAGCGGUCCUGA